GUACUGACUAGCUGUCGGUGUUUUUGUUAUUGUGUCUGUGACUGUGUCAAUAGUUUUGAGUUAUUGGUCUGACAUUCCAUUACAGAUUAACUCUAUAAUAUUUGUUUAUGACUGUAAUAUUGAGAAAAUCCAUUGUUUUUUGUUAUUUUUAAUUGUAAUGGUUCAUCUUACUGGAGAAGAAAUGAGCUUUGACAAACCCAUUUUCCCCCCGGGUACAGCGACUCUGCUGGAUGAACUGGACAAAAAAUUAAUGGUUCUACUUAGAGAUGGAAGAACCUUAAUAGGAUAUCUACGUAGUGUGGAUCAGUUUGCCAACUUAGUCCUCCAUCGAACCAUAGAGAGGAUACAUGUAGGGAACGAGUAUGGCGAUAUCCCACGUGGAGUUUUCAUUGUUAGAGGAGAAAAUGUUGUUCUCUUGGGAGAAAUUGACAAUGAGAAAGAAGUCUCUCUACCUCUGGUGGAAGUGACAGUAGACGAGAUAUUGGAUGCCCAACGCCGUGAACAAGAGGCCAAACAGGAACAUGACAAAUUGUUAGCUAAAGCAUUGAAAGAACGUGGUCUCAGGUUAAUACCUGACCUGAGUCAUGAUGAUAUGUUUUGAUAAUGGCUUUCCAACUAGGAGAAACAUCAGGCAACAUUGAAUUGAUUGGCUUACUGUACAUCAUUAAUGCUGUCCAGUUAUAUGACAUAGCUGUGUCAUUAAACCUAUACUCUGUUCUGAGUGUAUUAAGGAAAUCUAACGAUACUAAUUAGAUUUAAUUUAUGUUGUACUUUAUUCGGGUAUAUACUUCAUAACAGUGUUGCACAUAAAUUGGUUUCCAUCCUAAACUCACAGAUUUAGAUGUCAUUAGAUUCUUUAAUACUAAAUGUGGGAACUUAAGAUUCUAAGGGUUAAUGCAAAAUAAUGAAACAAGAUAGAGACAAAUCAUUCUUCUGAAGUCAGGAGAUUUUAAUAAUGUGCAAUGUGUUAGAAUUCAAACAUUAGAAUUGAAAUACAUUUUCUUUAUAAAUAAUAUUCUGAAUGAUCGUUCUUGUUCACUCUUAAAUUUAUUUAAAUCAAGUUUACAUACACUACAAGUUUUAUCAAAUUUUAUAUGCUUAACUCGAUUGAUUGUUGUGUAUGAUACUUGAAAGACGGUUUUCACUAUAAUUUUGUUAUGUAUAUACAUAUACCCUCUCCUUCUCAGCAAAUAUUCGUAUUGCCAUACCCAAUCAACCACAUUAUAAAGUAAUGUAAUAUAGCCACAAGGUGUGAUUCAAUUAUUUUAUCAUUAAAGUAAAUAUAAUUCUGAUGUUUAGUUUUAUUCUUUACACCUAUAAAAACAGGAUUUUCCUUUUAUUUUUAUUAUUUACUGCAUGUUAAGGUUUUAAAGAAAUAAUUUUAUUUUGUUAAACAUGUCAGAGCACAAUGAUACUAGGUGGGGUCACCCAAUAUUUUAUAUAGGUGAAAAAUAAUUUUUAGCUUAAUGUAUCAUCUUUGCAUAUUGUGUGACAAAUCAUGUAUUACAUUUUAAAGUAAAAAUGACAGAAUUAAUUUGCUGUACUAAGAGAAAACUCCAUCUGCUGUUUUUAUUUAUUAACACUUUGGCUGUCAGCCUAAUUCUGUUUCACACAAUCUCUACCAGAAUGUAUGUGUCCAACACAAAUAAUUUGUGUUAAAAAAGCCAAACUGUAUUUUUAAUAAUUUGCAAAUGGUCAGGGAAUAAUGUAUGAUACUUCAACAAACUUAUACAUGGCCUUACAUGUAUUAACAUAUUCUUUGGCGAAGGCUGUAACCUAAUAUAAUAUUGUAUAGUAAAACCUGUCAUAUCCAGCAUAAUGUGGCAUUGGAUAUUGUUAAAGGGAAUGUGGAAUUGAAUCAUAAAGAAUAUAAUUAAUUUAAUCCAAGUGCUCUACCGAUGUGGUUUACUAUAUGCAGACACUAUGAAAUCGUUUAAUACUGCACUGUGAAAUGCAUCCCAUCCACAAUUUUAUAAACUUAUAAUACAGCAAACAAUUACUCCAGUUGAAACAUUAAAAUUAAACUAAUGCACUGGAUAAUUUUACUUUUUGGAGUUACAUAUGUAAAAUAAAACACAAUUCAAUAGAUAAUAAAUAUAGGUUUAUUUUAGGGAAAAGGAAACCUAAAAUAAUUACUAAUUAAUUUAGUAGUGUUUAAUGAUGCGCCAAAUAGUGGUUUCACCGAAUAACCGAAUGCUAUUUGUUUCAACCUAUUCUGAACCGGAAAUUCGGCCGAAUUAUGUUGGUUUACCAUUUUAUUGUAUUGCUGUGUAAACAGGUUUUAACAUGUCGCUGCUUACUAAAUGACGAGUGAGCAGUACCGCACAGCCCGCCACCCGCACUGUCAAUUUGCUUCAAAACAUCGCACGAUUACGUUACCAACUUACAAAUAAAAAAAGGUGCAUAUUAUUGCAAAAAUAUUGAUAAUACUAACUUUAUUGUGUUUGCAAUAUGAGUGGGCGUAAAAGAUCACAUGCUUGGGUUUUUUUGACGAAAUGGGAGAUGAUAAUACAAAAGUUAAGUGCAUUUUGUGCAGUUGUGUUAUUUCUCGUGGUGGAACAGGGUGCAGUGCUUCCGGCGAUUGGUAUGACAAAUCAUUUGAAGCUGAAACAUAAAGAACAACUGCCAGUAACCAUGUCUACUUCUGUAAGUGCUUCUGAACAUAGCUCAGACACUUUACCUACAACUUACAGUGUAAAGUCCAAUAAAGGCCGGUCUCAUUCAGAAAGUACUCUAGAGGAGGCUUUUAUUACAAAUUGGGUCAUAAAAGAUUCUCAAGCAAAGGAAAUCCAUAACGCCAUCGCUGAAAUGAUCGCAACUGACAAUCAGCCUAUUUCAAUUCUGGAAAACAAAGGCUUUAACAGAUUACUGCAUUUAUUGAAGCCUAAAUAUAAGUUGCCUGGAAGAAAGUAUAUAAGUGAAGUGCUGAUUCCGGCAAUUUAUGAGAGAGUACAAAAUUGAUCCAGGCUGUUUCGAUUACAUCUGAUAUGAGGACUUGCUUAAACAACAUGCUUAGCUUCUCUGCACACUGGCUUAAUGAGGACUUCGUUCUACAACAUAGAGUUCUGCAAAUAAAACUUUUACUGGGUCUCACUUAGUUGAUUAUAUACGUUCUGUAUUGGAAGAGUUAGCUUCAACUUGGGACAUUGCUUCGCUAAUCCACAUGAUUAUGAGAGAUGGUGGUCCCAGUAUGGUUAAAGCUAUCAAUGAUAGUUCAUUUGUUGGUAAGGGCUGUUUUAUACAUGCAUUGCAAUUGGCAAUUAAAGCUUCAUUACAGGUUGAAAACGUAAGUGAUGCUUUGACCUCUGCUAGAAGAAUAGUGACACACUUCAACCACUCCAGCACGGCGCAAGAAAAACUGAAAAAUAUUCAGAAAGAACUAAAUCUAGCUGAGCAUCAGCUUAUACAGGACGUCACAACGAGGUGGAACAGCACCUAUUAUAUGUUGGAAAGAAUCAUUGAACAAAAACUUGCAAUUUCGCUUUACAUUUACAAUUCUGACUCAGUUAACAUUCGAAAUUUUACCGAAAGACAGUGGCUGAUUCUCAAAGAAUUUUUAAUUCUAUUAAAACCGUUUGAAGAAGUCACCAAAAUUACCAGUUCUAGACGUUUGUCAAUUUCAGAAGUGAUUCCCCAUAGUAACACUCUGAACAAAUAUUUUACAAAGCCUGAAAUUUUAGAAAUAUGUCCAAAUACACCAGAAAUGGUACAGAAGCUGCAAGAAGUUCAAAGUCAUUUUCAAAAUUUGGAAGAAGACAAAUACUACUGCCUGUCUACAUUAUUGGACCCUCAGUUUAGAAUGAGAUUUUUUGCUCCCCAAAAUUGUGAACUGGUAAGAAGAAGGCUUUUUCUAGAAGCCAUUCAUAGAAGCGACUCUGAUUCUCAAAACUCAAGUGAAGAUCAAUCUGUAACAAACCUUAAAAAAGAGACCUCUACAAGAUGUUACACAUUUUUUAGAAGAACCUCAUGUGACAUUUUGGAACUGUUAUGAACUUGCAUCAAGAAUCAAGAAUUUUAUUGCCAUUGACAAUUUACAUUGAAUAGGCAAAGUCAACCUAGUUUGUAGUUAUAUAAAUAUUGCAAGAAUAAUAACGAGAAAGUACAGAAUGAGAAUCAUUAUAAAUAUAACUAUUACGAAACAGUUAACCUAGACAUCCCUUUAAUAGUUUAUAGAUAUAUAUAAAAAGAGAGAGAAAAAAAAAAAAAUUAUUAUAAUAGUAACAAUAAAAUAUAAAAUUCAAUCUUAGGCACAGUAAAUUAAGUUAUUUAGUUAAAAUUGAACAUCUAUGUUACAAUUUAAAAAUUCAUUUAUACUAUAAAAUGGGUUUUGAAGAAGCCAAUUGUAUAUUUUAUGUUUAAAAGGUCUAAAACUAACAGACUUUGCACCAUCAGGCAGCCUAUUGAAAAAAUUAAUACAAUUUAGCUUGAAAGAGGUGCCAGUUUUAGCCAGUCUAUGAGGAAGUAUAUUGAGUUUAUUCCCCCCUCUAGUGUUAUAAUGAUGAAUAUUAUUCCUAAUUGGAAAAUUCUGUAGGUUUGAUUUAGUGUAUAAUAGUACUUGAAAAAUAUACAAAUUGACAACUGUGGGAAUCUUAAGCAUCGACUAAUCUGGUCAUUUCGGAAGAUCCUAAAAGCCCAAUCGCUGUGGAAUUGGACUGCUAUGUAGCUGAAAGUCUUUUACCUAGAACCCAGAGCCCUUUUGAUUGGUGGACAAAGCAUAAGUCUAAAUAUGCACAUUUAGCUAACUUAGCCCUAGUAUUUCUAAGUGCUCCUGGUAAUAGUGUGUAUUGCGAACGAUUAUUAUCAGAAGCAGGGAACCUAUACGAAGAAAAACCCAACAGACUCUUGCCGGAGAGUGCCGAAAGCUUGGUGUUUCUGCACCAUAAUUUACCAUUAAUUAAUUAUAAAUAUUAGAAUAUGUAUGGUUCCUUUUUGCUUGUCUUUUAUUUUAUUUCAGAUCUCUAUUACAUUUUUAGUUUUUUUUUCUUUAUAUAUAUCUGUUAUAGUGUAUUAUUAUCAAUUUGCUACUUAAUGUGUUCAUUGAAAAAUUUAAAAUUUUGGUUUGAGGUUUAAAAAGAAAUGUGGGUUUGAUAGAGAUUUACAAAAUUUUGAUUUGAAUUUAAGUUUAAGUAUAAAAGUUGAUAAGUAUAAAAAUAGAUGCUGAUUUAAGGUUAAGAUAUAAAAUACAAGUUGACUGUAAAUAAUUACAGGUUAAGAAAUAAAUAUUUUGAUUUGAAGUUUAAAAAAAAUAUUGAUUUGAAAUUUAAUGGUUUUAUUUUAUUAGCUUUAUUCAACACAUUAUUCAUAAGAUUUCUUUGGCUUAUAAAAUGACAUAAGAAGUUUUGUCUUUUAGUUAGAUACCGUGUUGUGUAGCCAAAAAAAUAGAAACAUUCGAACCGAAUAUAUUCGGCACAAAAACCGAAUAAUUCGGCCAAAUACAAAUAGUGGAAAAGGUGCUGAAUACCGAAUACUAUACGAAUAUUCUGCGCAUCUCUAGUAGCGUUCAAUAUUUAAAAUUCAAAUCUCAACUUCAAAAUGUAUAAAGUAACUAUCCCAUAACUACAACACAUUGUGAUGCAUAUUUAUAAGAUAACACAACAGCACUGAUAGUGUUGUCUCUCAAUCCUGUACCAUCCCUGCCCCGCCAACUGACAUGUGGGAGAGUGUGAUCACACGUGAGAAAUUCCUUGUUUACAGAGCAAAGCUUACAGUUUCCACACUUUAUCAUUUUUCAUCAGGCCGGAUAUCGCAUGGUUGUAUUUGACAGGUUUUACUUCAUUAGACUAUGUAAUGGCUGGUUAUCAGUGUUAAGUUGUAUUAUUUUGGUUUACUCGAGUACUUUGUUGAAAAUAUAUAUAUAUUAAAUUAGAUUCAAUAAUUACUCCCUACAAGGUUGUUGGAAUAUUAAAUCAUAGUAUGUUGUGAUUUUCCAUAAAUUAAAUUAGCAAAUUCUUCUUACAUAAUAUUUUGUGUUUACGUAUUACUGAAAGUCAUAGUUAAAUGUAAUAAAAUUUAUAUAUGUACAUGACUAACAGUACAGCUUUACAUGUAGUAAUUAUGUUUAUGAUUAUAUUACCUAUGUUAGAGAUAAGGCUUUUUUUCCCUACUCACAUUUUGUAUCAAAUAGCUUUAAAACAGUUAAGAGAUUAUACUUAAUCUUUUCCUAAAAUGCUUAAAGCAGUUUAAGUUUAGUUAUGUUACAAUAGAUUAUAAUAUAAAAAGUGAGCAAGAUAGUGAUUGAGUAAGAAUUUCAAUGUAGUACAAAUUAUAAAAGUAUAUUGUUUUAAAUUAUAAAAUGCUGCAGACUUGGGUUGGCAUAUGCUAUAUUAAAGUAAUGUAAAGUCAAACUUUUGAAUGUAAUAUUGCAUGACUUUACUUAGAUAUCAAGAAUGUAUUUACAUUUGUUGUUGCAUGAUUCAAAUACAAAUAAACAUUGUUAUUUUUCAUAAUGUGUAUAUGUCUCAAGUUAGAAGAAAUUACAGAAUUAUAUAGUG
Homalodisca vitripennis (glassy-winged sharpshooter) is the source of this 6491-nucleotide messenger RNA. It is a transcript of the gene LSm1, whose product is annotated as U6 snRNA-associated Sm-like protein LSm1. Gene Ontology annotation, cellular component: Lsm1-7-Pat1 complex; P-body. The record is from RefSeq and is a predicted model, not a curated record. Gene Ontology annotation, biological process: deadenylation-dependent decapping of nuclear-transcribed mRNA. The coding region runs from base 158 to 601 and encodes 147 amino acids. Lineage: Eukaryota; Metazoa; Arthropoda; Insecta; Hemiptera; Cicadellidae. Gene Ontology annotation, molecular function: RNA cap binding. The transcript is spliced from 4 exons.